Anneissia japonica is the source of this 3068-nucleotide messenger RNA. Its product is annotated as pre-mRNA-splicing factor SLU7-like. Gene Ontology annotation, biological process: mRNA splicing, via spliceosome. Lineage: Eukaryota; Metazoa; Echinodermata; Crinoidea; Comatulida; Comatulidae. Gene Ontology annotation, cellular component: spliceosomal complex. The record is from RefSeq and is a predicted model, not a curated record. Gene Ontology annotation, molecular function: pre-mRNA 3'-splice site binding. Bases 244 to 1986 code for a protein of 580 amino acids. The transcript has 15 exons.
GAUUUAAGACGACGUCUACGAUUAAUGAUCGUCGCUCGAAAAGUUCUGGUGUAGUAAACUGUAAACACUAGAAGUAGGCCUAGUUCGUUAUGUAAUGAAAAUUGUGUUUUGUUUACAAAGUGUGGGAAUCCAAAGUGUGUACUAUCCUUCUAGGCCUAGUCCUAAACCGCUGUUUAAACCCUGCCUCACUUAUAAUUUCAGUAUAAAGUAUAGGCCAAAGGAAUUAUCUAGACAUUUUUUAACAUGAUGUCCAAGUCUAAUGUACUGCCCUCAAGGGCCAGUGCAACUGCUGAGGAAACGUAUACCAAGCCAACAUCCGAGAACAAAAGAGAAGAUUGGAGGAAAGCAAAAGAAUUAGAAGAGGCUAGGAAAGCUGGAACCGCUCCAGCUCUUGUGGAUGAAGAAGGAAGAGAUAUCAACCCUCAUAUUCCGCAGUAUAUAUCAACAGUACCUUGGUAUGUUGGUUUAGAUCAUCCGACUUUAAAACAUCAACGUGUUCAGGAGGAAAAGAAGAAGGUCUACAAUGGCAUUGAUCAGUGGUACAAGAAAGGAGUCAAAGAGGGUGCAGUUGCAACAAAGUUCAGAAAAGGAGCGUGUACUAAUUGUGGAGCGAUAACUCACAAAAAGAAGGAUUGCUUAGAGAGGCCAAGGCGGGUUGGUGCCAGGUUCACAAGUAAUAACAUCGCUCCUGACGAGUAUGAACAGCCUAAGUUGUCAUUUGAUUAUGCGAGUAAACGUGACAGAUGGAAUGGAUAUGAUGAACAAGAUUAUGAUGAUGUUCUUGAAGAAUUUGCUAAAAUUGAAGAGGCUAAAAAAGAGUUAAAAGCAGCCCAGCUAGAAGGUGAGAUGAUGUCAGGAAAACCAAUGAGGGAGAAAGAGAAGGGGGAUAGUGACAAUAGUGAGGAUGAGGACAAGUAUGCUGAUGAUUUUGACAUGCCUGGUACUAAUUUUGACAGUAAAAGACGAAUCACUGUGCGGAAUCUCCGUAUUCGAGAAGAUACAGCAAAAUAUCUGUACAAUUUGAACCCAAAUUCAGCAUAUUACGACCCAAAAACAAGAUCGAUGCGUGGGAAUCCGUUUCAAGAUCAAGGAAAGCAUCCGUCAGAUUUAAAGUUUGCAGGGGAGAAUUUUGUUCGUUCAAGUGGAGACACAGGGAAAAUGGCUCAUGCUCAAUUGUUUGCUUGGGAGGCAACAGAUAAAGGAACUGAUAUCCAUCUGCAAGCAGAUCCAACCAAAUUAGAACUCCUUAAUCGUGAGUUUGAGGUGAAAGCAGAAGACUUUAAGAAAGGUCAGAAAAACAGUAUCUUAGACAAGUAUGGAGGGCAAGAACAUUUAGAAGCACCGCCAAGGGAACUGCUCAUGGCUCAAACGGAGGAUUAUGUGGAAUAUUCUAGACAAGGCACAGUGAUUAAAGGUCAGGAGAAAGCAGUAGCAAAAUCUAAAUACGAAGAGGAUGUAUAUAUUAACAACCACACAACGGUGUGGGGUUCAUUCUGGUUCGAAGGCAAGUGGGGCUACGGAUGUUGUCAUUCUUUUGUUAAGAUGUCAUACUGUACUGGUGAAGCAGGCAAAGCUGCCGUGGCAGGUGGGGGCGCCCUUUCCAUGAUGGGUCAAGACAGGCUGGAAAGAAUCGAGGAGGAGAAACCAAAGUCAUUAGUGGAGCAACACAAGGAAAAGAUUCUCAAUGAGAAGAUAGAGAAGAAGAGGAAGAAGAAAAAACGAAAACACAGUAAGCAAGCAAAGGAUAGUGAGGAUGAAAGCAGUGAAGAUGAAGAAGAAAUCAGGAGGAAGAAAUUGAAGAAGGCCUUGAUAGCUGAGGUUCAGAGACAGAAGGAAGCUGAUAGGAUAUUGGCAAUGGAUGAACGAAAGAGGUCAUAUAACAGUAUGAAGUCAAUGGAUCAGUACAAAGAACCAACAGAGGAGGAAAUGGAAGCGUGGCGACUCCUGAAGCAGAGAGAAGCUGACCCAAUGGCACAGUUCCUCUGAAAGCAGCCUUUGGUAUAGUGGCUGUAUGGCAGCGGAUGCAUACACCAGCAGUCUCUGUACGGCAACUGUCGCUGUCCAGCAGUGGUCCAUAUGCGGCAAAAUUUCCUGUGCGGCAGUGGUCUCGUUACAGCAUUGGAUGCUACAAAAAAACUUUUAUUGUUUUGCAGGAUUGCAAAUGAUAAAUGCAAAUGUCUUGAUAUCUUUUCUUGAAUAAUCACUGAUGGUCAUGUGGAUGAAACCUCUUUGACAAGUAUUCAUCUAAAAUGCUUAACUAUUUGUUUCUCAUUUGUACUGGUGAACAUGUUCAUUAGCAAUUUACUGCUCUUCCACAUGGUUCAGUGUUAAUUACUCACAUAUAUGGGCAUGACAGUGUCAUAUCACUCCCAUAUAUGUGCAUGAUGAUGUCAUAUCACCCAUGUAUUGGCAAAUCAUGUGUGUUUGUCUUAUAAAACAUUAUAGUGUGGACAGAUUAGUCUUAUUAUUAUAAGGAUUGAAGAAGGGCUGUUUUUUUAUUGUGGGGGUUUUCUUGGCAGGAUUUGAACCCAAAAUCCUGGUAUUGAAAUACAAGCAUCAUGACAAGUAUUAGCGGAUUCAUAAGGGUGACAGGAAGAGUUUAAGCGUCCCUGUUAAGACUGUCUAAAACAUCUCAAAAUGCCCUGAAGUUUCUGUAAGGUGUGGAUUAGUAGUCCCUGGACCCCACCUGGGAAUCACCCCUGGUCUGCAUCAAAAAUCGUCAGAUCCUCUUUCAGGGCAUUUAACCACCCCUUCCCUUUGGACAAAUCCUGGCACUGUUAAUGAUCAUGACCUUUAAGUAAUGGCUCUAUUACAUAAAAUCCAUCUCUUUGAAGAGCGUUUCUGCUCUUAAAACUUAUUUUAAUCAUAUUUAUCAUUUUUAAAUUUCAAUAUUGUAACAUAGUUAUGAAUAAACAUUUCAAAGAAAUAUGGAUUUAUGUUUUAUGUGUUUAUACAUUUAAAUUUGUCUGAACUUUUUUGUAUGUUCAGAUUUAAAUUGAGCUCUCUGGCGGUGGUAACAACCCUGGACCCCCGAUGCCAGGAUGAGGUCGUCGGCUGAAAAAUAUACA